Messenger RNA from Thalassophryne amazonica, 1782 nucleotides. RefSeq names its product lactamase, beta-like 1b (gene lactbl1b). The transcript is spliced from 6 exons. The record is from RefSeq and is a predicted model, not a curated record. The coding region runs from base 1 to 1704 and encodes 567 amino acids. NCBI's taxonomy places the organism in Eukaryota, Metazoa, Chordata, Actinopteri, Batrachoidiformes, Batrachoididae.
AUGAAGGUGAAAUGGACCCAUGUGGCUUUAGUCUUCUUGCUUUUACUGUCCGUGGUGAUGACGGGAUGCUUCAUCUGGCAAUACCAGCUGCCAAAAGAACUGCCAGAUGACUCAGUGAGCCACAACACCAAAUCAGAGAUAAUGUGUCCCCGUUUCCCCGAGCCUCUGCCACUGGAGCACCCAAUCCCCGGUCUGAAAGAAGCCCUAGAAAAGGUGGAUGUUUUGCUUCGACAGAGCAUCAACCCCGUCAGCCUCCCUUCUCUGUCAGCCAUCGUCAUCCUAAACGACACCGUUUUGUGGACGGGAAACUUCGGAAAGAGGAACGGCAGUGAUCCCUUCUCAGCGCCGCCCAAUGAGUACACAAUCUACAGAAUUGCCAGCCUAUCGAAAAUCUUCCCCGCUCUGAUGAUGUACCGACUCUGGGAGGACGGGAAGAUCGCUUCCUUAGAUGACCCUCUGGAAAAAUACGUGGAAAACUUCACCAUCAAAAACCCGCUAGGCAGAACGCGAGACUCGGAACUGAAAUACGUGACAGAUGGCCUGAUAUUUCUUGACAGCGGUGAAGUUCAGAUCCGCUCAUCAUCUGUAACUCUGCGAAGGAUGGCCAGCCAGCUCUCAGGCCUGCCCAGGAGACUGCGAGCCACAAAUCUACUGUGGAAAGGAAAAACACAAACUGCAAUCAAUCUGCUACAAGAUGACAUCCUAGUCGCCGACCCAGGCACCAAAUGCCACUACAGUAACCUGGCUUUCUCACUGCUGGCUCAUGUGAUGGCUGAAGGAGUGGCCGGCAUUGAGUACCAGCAGUGGAUCACUGACAACAUCCUGGAACGACUGGGGAUGGAAGACACUGGGUUCGACAUCACCCCAGGGCUCCAGAGUCAGAUGGCUGUGGGAGUAUAUUCCAAUGGAAAGCUCGCCCCACUUUAUGACUUGGGCUGGUACCGACCUUCAGGUCAAAUGUUCUCCACUGCCGCAGACUUAGCCAAGUUAGCCAUGAUGCUUCUGGGCACUUAUCAUCGCAAGAUCCUGGAGCCUGACUCCCUAAAAAUCAUGCUGACCCCCCUCUUCAAGUGUGAUAAGGACUACUUUGCCAACCGCACUGGCACCCCGUGGGAGGUGAACGAGCUGCUGGGCUAUGAGAUGUUUCGUAAAGACGGCGAUCUAGAUGGCUAUUCUGCCACUUUCUCCUUGAUGCCCAAACUCAAACUGGGCCUGGUUUUGCUCAUGGCUGGUAGUAGGUCCCAGAACCAGGAUAUUGUCAGCAAGGCCUAUAGCCACAUUGUUCCAGCUAUAGAGAAAGCCUUCAGGGAGGCCAAGAAAGUCCUCUUAGCUCCUCCAGACCCAGAUCCUUAUUUAGGCUUUUUCACCUACAGUAAUGUCACCUUCUAUGAGAUCAAAGUGGGGCCAGGUGGUGUUCUGAUAAUGCAACAGUUUGGGCCUCAGAUUGAGGAGCUGAUCCCGGAGAAGUACAGGACAAUAAAACUCAGCUACCUUGUUGAGCGAGUGUUCAGAGUGGUUCUUGAAAAGGAGUACCCUUGUGUUUUGCAUGCUGGCACAGCUUCAGUGUCUCUGGAAACCCAAGAUGGUCAACUCUUUAACUUCUACAUGUUUGACAAGCAGGGUUUGUCCCCUGGAUUUGAUGCACCUGGGUUGAACACGUACAAUGUGGUCAGAAUCGCCCGCAGGCCAUCCUUCUCGAAUUAAACUGCACCAACCAACACAUAAACGGUGUAGGGUCGAGGCAUUCUUGGAAUAAGUAAGUGACUGCAAAUGAAAAGGUUA